AUGAACUCAACUAACGAAACAUUCCACUUCUUGGGAACUGAGGUUACCGUGGAACCAGCUGCUUCCACUCAGACUCAACGGUUUUUUGUUACAUUAACCAUUUUUACGAUCUCCCUGAUUGGCUUGAUCGGAAAUCUCGCCGUUUUCAUGUUUGCAACAACUCUGAAAACUCUUCAAAACUCAUUCGGCCGUCUGUCAGCAUCUCAAUCAUUUGCUGAAGCUGUCCUUUGUGCAGUAUUCCUGUGUUUCUAUUGCCCAAUGGUCUUAUUAGACAUUCCCUCGUUCAAAAUCGUCUCCGCCCACGCAGGACUAAUCCUUCUGUUCUGUUAUGAUGUCUGCAUCUUCUCUCAUUUGUUCAUUGCCUUCAAUCGUCUCUGUGCCAUUUCCUUCCCUAUAGAAUACAGCAACAUCUUCAACGAUCGAAACACCCGAAUCCUAAUUAGUCUCGCCUACGCGAUCCCCUGCUUUACUUCUAUCUAUAUGCAUCUAGCAAAUAAAUGUCUACUUCCAUACGUUGACUUCGGUUGGUAUUUCGGUGUGAACACCUCUGCAGAUUGUGACGUCAUCCGAUUCUAUGUAGAUUUCUGCAAGGAUUUCGGUGUAGUGGCUGCUAUUGCUAUCGUUGAUGUUGGAACUAUUGUGAUGAUCAAAGUGACAGCGCCCGGAAUGAGACAAAUGUCUGCCAACUGUCUGCAAAGUCAAAAGAAAAGAGAGCGAGAGAUUACUUUCGUAAAACAAUGCCUCAUUCAAGGUGCCGUAUUUGCUACAGAACUUGUGUUCUUCUUCAUCAUCUCAACAAUGCAAACCCGACCUGUCAUGAUAUUCCUUUGUACUACUGUUGCAUGGAGUCUUGUCCAUACAAUCGAUCCACUGGUUCUGAUUCUUUUAAACCGAGAAUUCAGAAACAUGCUGAUGAAGAAUCCGAUUGGAAGAGGACGGACCACCAGAGUCACUUACUCCACACAACCCAUUGACAACACGAGCUCCCAUAAUUGA
Caenorhabditis remanei is the source of this 996-nucleotide messenger RNA. RefSeq lists its product as uncharacterized. The record is from RefSeq and is a predicted model, not a curated record. The coding region runs from base 1 to 996 and encodes 331 amino acids. NCBI's taxonomy places the organism in Eukaryota, Metazoa, Nematoda, Chromadorea, Rhabditida, Rhabditidae. The transcript has 7 exons.